AUGUCCGUUGCAUUGUCCUAUGUUGCACCAAAUGGUGGUAAGAUCCAACAGAAUGGUACCUCCCAACAACAACAGAAAUCUCAGCUCCCUAACCCUUUUGAACUUGACGACUAUCAUAUUCUCAACAAAGUUUAUCUCACUCAUGUCAAUGAUGAUGAGAAAUAUGAUAAGGAUCUGCUUUUCAACCUUGUCUCCACCAUCAUCUCUGCUUCUUCUGCUCAAAUUUCUGCAACUAAUCAUGUAUUAAACACUCAGAUUUCUUUCAAACCAGACUUCCCUGCCUUGAAGAGGAUUUCUUGUCAGAUGAUAAUGACACGUGGCACGGCACAAUGUGCACACCAAACAACAAUGUGGAUUCUUCAGCAUCUCAGAGGCUUUUCAUGGGAUGCAAAAGCAUUGAUAACUCUAGCUGCAUUCACUUUGGAGUAUGGUGAAUUCAUGCACCUUUAUAGGAUUCAAUCAUCAGACACAUUAGGAAACUCAUUGAAACAGCUUAACCAAGUCCAAUUCAGAAAGGUUCCUUCUGAUAUCACAGACAUUGUCGUGUUUUUACUGCAAGUGUUCCAACACAUUAUACAAUGGGCAACAUGGUCUGCUAUGGGUUAUGAUUUAGAGGAAGUCCAUUCAUUGUCUGACGCAAUGCAAGAGAUUCCUCUUGUUGUGUAUUGGACUGUUGCUACCGUUGUUGCUUGCUCCGGCAACCUUGUCGGUAUAUCGGAGCAUAUAUUAUCGGAUUAUAGAAAAAGGCUUUCUGGUGUGAUUAUGAGAUUGAAGAAUCAUCUCGAAAAUUCCAAAGUGCAAAUUGAGAGGAUAGACGAUUAUUAUAGACGUUUGAAAGAGUCGGAAAAUAUUAAAGGUGUUGUUGGUUUCUUGAGGCUUCUGAUACAAGGCAAUGGUUCUGAUCAAAUACCACUAAUAUAUAAAGGCAACAUCCAAGUUAAAACGGGUCUUGAAGUCUUCAAGAAGAACUAUGUGUUGCUGUUCAUUUCGGGUCUAGACAGCAUUGGAGAUGAGAUUUUGCUGUUAAAUUCAGUCUAUAACAGAUUGCAGGAUAAUCCGCAAGAAGUGAUAAAAGGUUUCAAGAAAGAGGAUUUCAAGAUUUUUUGGAUUCCCAUUGUUGAUAUGUGGGAUGAAGUUGCCAAGAAUCAGUUCAGAAACUUGAAGGAAAGCAUGAAAUGGUAUGUGUUGGAACAUUUCUCUGAGCUACCGGGACUUGGGAUUAUCAAGAGCAGAUUGAAUUAUGUGGAUAAUAAACCUAUUGUGUCAGUGAUCAAUCCUCAAGGUGAAAUAAUGAAUGAGAAUGCAAUGGAAAUCAUUUUUCAAUGGGGAUUUGACGCUUUUCCUUUUAGGAAAAUUGAUGGUGAUGAUCUCUUUAAGAAAUGGGCUUGGUUUUGGAAUUUAAUGAAGAAAGUUGAUAUCAACAUAGAGGACAUGAAAAGGGAUAGUUACAUAUUUAUCUAUGGCGGAAACGACCCUAAGUGGAUACAAGACUUCACAAGAGCAAUAGGAAACAUUCAAAAAAAUCAAAGCAUCAAGAAUGUGGACAUUAACAUUGAUUACUACCAAUUAGGAAAACAAAACCCAGCAAAGAUUCCUUACUUUUGGAUUGGCAUAGACGGAAGAAAACAGAACAAAAUAUGUCAUGACAGAGUAGACUGCGAAAUACAAGAGACAGUAAAAAGCUUACUAUGUCUCAAGCAAGACCCGCUAGGAUGGGUUCUUCUUAGUAAAGGUUAUCACGUUACGCUUUUGGGUCAUGGUGAACCUAUGUAUCAAACUGUGGCUGAUUUUGAGAAGUGGAAAGACAAUGUGGUUGAGAAAGAGAGCUUUGACAUCGCUUUCAAAGAGUAUUAUAAUACUAAGCUGAAAGAGAUAUCUUCUAGUGCCUCUUGUGCUGUUAAUUCUUCAGAUGUUCUUGCUACUAUAACUUGUCCUAAUCCUACUUGUAGACGUGUGAUGGAGGUGACUUCUGUUAAUUACAAGUGUUGCCAUCGUGAUGAUCCAAACAGUUGCUGCAUUUGA
Messenger RNA from Lathyrus sativus (Indian pea), 2022 nucleotides. Lineage: Eukaryota; Viridiplantae; Streptophyta; Magnoliopsida; Fabales; Fabaceae. The record is from the annotation of a GenBank genome assembly.